UUAGAAUUUGUGGUAUUGUUGGAAAGCUCAAUUAUUGGAUUCGAUUUUAAAAGUGCUCCGCCAGAAUGAGUCAAAAGCGGUCCAAGCAAAAGAAGGAAAAUCAAGGGGAUCAACAAUAUGUUGUGGAAAAAAUUAUAGACAAACGAGUUCGAAAUGGAGUGACGGAGUAUUAUUUGAGUUGGAAAGGAUUUCCAUCAUCGGAGAACACUUGGGAGCCGGAAGAGAACCUUGAUUGUCCAGAUUUAAUUCAGGCAUUUGAAAUACAUGACAAGCGGACGAAAGAACAGAAACGAGCGAAGAGUGUUGAAAAAAUGGGACGAGGCUUAUUCGAUCGAGGUUUGGAGCCAGAACGAAUUGUUGGUGCUACAAACAGUAGUGGAGAAUUGGAACUGCUGAUUAAAUGGAAAGGAAGUGAUAUGGCUGAUUUAGUUCCUGCUAAAAUUGCGAAUGAAAGAUGUCCACAGCUUGUUAUCAAAUUCUACGAAGAACAUAUUCAAUGGAAUAGUUGUGCACAAGUGUGAUACCUUCUGACUGUCUAUAUUAUUUUUCAUUGGAUUGGCUAAGAUUUGUUUAUCCUUUCAGUAUGACAUGAAUUUUGAUUACAAAUGCAGGACAUAUUGAAGAAAAUUCUCAAUUUCAACCAGG
Loa loa (African eye worm) is the source of this 645-nucleotide messenger RNA. RefSeq lists its product as hypothetical. The record is from RefSeq and is a predicted model, not a curated record. Gene Ontology annotation, biological process: chromatin organization; negative regulation of transcription by RNA polymerase II. Gene Ontology annotation, molecular function: chromatin binding. The transcript has 4 exons. Gene Ontology annotation, cellular component: nucleus; pericentric heterochromatin. Lineage: Eukaryota; Metazoa; Nematoda; Chromadorea; Rhabditida; Onchocercidae. Bases 66 to 521 code for a protein of 151 amino acids.